Molecule: messenger RNA, 435 nt
Organism: Homalodisca vitripennis (glassy-winged sharpshooter)
Lineage: Eukaryota; Metazoa; Arthropoda; Insecta; Hemiptera; Cicadellidae
Exons: 3
Coding region: 1-435 (144 amino acids)
Source: RefSeq, a predicted model, not a curated record
AUGGUCCAGACCACGCGAGCUGCAAAAUACCUUGGCGUCUUGGUGGACAAUAAACUGACUUGGAGGGAGCAGAUUUUCCGUACAGCGGACAAGGCCUCUAAGAUGGUAACUCAUCUUAGCAGGCUCAUGGCCAACGUCGGCGGUCCUAAGCCCAGCAGAAGAAGACUGUUGAUGUCUGCAGUCCAGUCCCGUCAAGCGGCGCUCCGGGUGUGUUCCGCCUACCGUACAGUGUCUGAGCCUGCCGUCCUGGUUAUUGCUGGAGUCAUCCCCAUCAAGCUUUUGGCAGGGGAGAGGAAGGUGGACACGGUCUGUAACCGGAUGUUGGAGGGCGAGGACUACUGGUGCUGCUUGUCCAGCUUUGCGCAGGGUAUACUCCGCGCCAAAAAGAGUGGUCUGGACCGGAACCCGGGACAGAUUCAAGAUCCGAACGGCUAG